Theileria equi strain WA is the source of this 3276-nucleotide messenger RNA. RefSeq lists its product as hypothetical. Lineage: Eukaryota; Apicomplexa; Aconoidasida; Piroplasmida; Theileriidae. The record is from RefSeq and is a predicted model, not a curated record. The transcript has a single exon. Bases 1 to 3276 code for a protein of 1091 amino acids.
AUGAAAUUCUUCCCGUUACUAUCUACGACCUUAUUAGUUAGACUAUGUUAUUGUGUUUCUCCAGAUUCUAAAAUAGGUAGUGAUAAAGCUACGCAGCAUUUUAGGGAAGCCAAUUCUACUUCUCAAGUUCAACGGGUAGCUCAACAGAUUCUACAAGAGAAACAGAAUGUUCCAGACACAAAGGUUGGAGCUCCUAAACCUGUUCCACGACAUCACUCCACCAAAGAACUCGCAGUUCCAAUUACCCUAGAUUUGGCUGAUGUGAAUACAAACUCGGUUGAUGUUCCAGCUACUACUGUGCAAGAUGGCAUAAGUACAACCUAUUACUACCCAAAGGGGAAAUUCUACUUUAAUAAGAUAGUGGAUGGAGGCAGAACUGUAUGGGAGUCUACUGAAAAGAAGUGUUCUCCAGCAUAUACUAUCUCAAAGGGUAACGUGACAUUUCUUGCUCUCUUGCUAAAGAAGUCUGAUGAUGAGACUGAGUUAAUAUACUACGAAAGGAAGAAUCUAGGGUGGAAGCUUGUCGAGAAGACAAAGAGUGAAAAUAUAAUAGAGGAACUAAAGAGGCAGCCUGAGCAACCAGCUGUAAAAACCAUCGACUUGGAUCUUUCAGAUGUUGAUUCUACAGCAUUCUCUGUAGAAGAAUCUGAGGAGGAUAAGGUUCCUAUCAAAAAAUAUGCCGUUAAAACUGAUCAUUACUUGAAUGAGAUAAACUAUGGAGAUUCUGAACUUUGGAAAUCCGAUUCUCCGGACAAACACUGUACACUUGCUACGGUAUACUUUGAGGAAGAGAAUCCUAUGUUGCUAUCCCUAACACUUAACCAAGGAUUUGUUUAUUUGAAAAAGAAUGGUAAAUGGGUUGGUGUUUCUAAGGAUGACUAUGAUGUUGCAUUGACUGAGAUGAAGAGACUGGCUUCCUUACCCAAAGCCAGGACUGUUGAACUUGAUGUUAAUGAUGUAGAUGGCAAUGUCUUUGUGGUUAAGGAGGAAACUGUUGAAAGAGUACCUCUUAAGACCACACCUGAGGAACUUACAUCUCAAGAUGAAGAACUAGAACUCAAGGGUACGCAUAUUGAGCAGGAAGGACGAGUAGAUACUGUGAGAGCUGAUACACCUUCAAAUUCUAGCUCUCUUGAUCUUUCCAAGGAGCCUAACGGGGAUUUAUUCACUUUCAACGAGACGAUAGAUAGCGAUGUAAAGUCUUCUAAAUACAAGUUAAAUACUAGAAAGGACAAGGUUACGACAAUUAUCCAUGCUGAAAAGGUGGUAUGGAAGGCGAAAACUAAUGAAUCUCUAGAAGAAUGUACCCUUUAUACCAAAAAUGGAUAUUCUCCCAUGGUUGCCGUACUCUCAAAAGGAGACUUUAAUGCAGAAAGACAUCUUUUAAGGGGCAUGGAAGGUUGGCUUACAAUUUCUCCUGAAGAGUUUGACAAAAAACUGGAGAAGAUGAAAACAGGUCUACCAGAAUGUGAGUUCUCUGUUCAUUCUGAACCAGUAACCAUAGAUGUUUCUAGGCCAUAUCCAUCUUUCUGUCAGUCCUUUGCCUAUGACUAUGAUGGAGUUCCAACCAGAAUGAUUUUUUAUGGAGAAAAUGUUCCAGUAAAUAAGCUUGUUAGUGGUAGAGAAAAAAUCUGGGAAAGAGAAAUUGGAGAGAAGUGUAUACGGUCCAUAGUUACUAUGAAGGAUGAUAAGCCAGUACUUGUCUACCUAGAGAAAGAUACUCCCUCUGGGAUACAGUUUUCCACACUUUUAAGAGAUAACGGUAAAUGGGAAGUUACUUCAAACUAUUACGAUGAACUUAAGAAGCUCAGGAACACUCCUGGAUCUCCAAAUAAAUUUACCCUUGACCUUUCUGAUACCCAGGAUGGCGAUAAAUGUAUAAUAUUUAAUAGAACCUUUCUAAAUCUUCCAGCCCGUUUCUAUGUUCCAAAGAUGGGCAACUACGCCACUGAGGCCAAGGAUGGAGGAAUAAGUAUAUGGACUGCUGAAAAGGAAAGGUGUGUAUCUGGAGUUGUAUAUUUCAAGAGUGGAAGACCACAACUUUCCCACAUGACUAUUAAUGAUUCCAAUGAUAGAUACUUACAAAAGUACUUUGAAAAGUGUGGCAAGGAAUGGAAGGAUCUUACGGAGGAGGACUUUUAUAAGAAGAUAGAGGAGAUUAGUGGAAGGCCAGCUAGAUCUAAAAAUGCUCUUCCAGAAGAAACAACGCAGUCGACACAACUCUCUGAUUACAUUCUUGACAUUUCUAAAGAACCAAAUAAGGAUCUAGUAGCAAUACAUAAAGGUAUCACACCUGAAGAAAUAAAGUGUCGUGUAUACCAAACGAGGGACAAGAAAGACAAGAGGGUUACCUCUGUUGUAGAUGGAGAUAUUCCCAUCUGGACUGUCAGGGCUGGUGAGGAAUUCCGAUAUUGCUUUGUUGAAGAAAAGGAAAACUACUCACCCAUAGUAGCCAUUUCCACAGGAAACAAGUGUGAUAAAUACUAUGUUAAGGAUAGUGGCAAGUGGGUUGAAAUAGAUCAACUCAGCUAUUAUAAAAGGCAUAAAAACAUGGAGAACGACACUACAGGGGAUUCAAAUUCUCAGACUGCAGAGGGUAAGGAUGCCUUGGACAUUUCUAAGCCAGAGAACUCUGGAGUGGAGAUUAAAGAGGUAAAGAUGAGUGGAAUAACUCAAAAGACUUUUACCUCCGAGGAUUCUGCAAAUAUAACUAGUGUUUGUAAUAAGGGAGUAGAGCUUUGGAGUACACCGUGUGAUAAUGAUGGACUAAGAACUGCAACUUUAUACUCCUCUGGAGACUAUGGCCUUUUAUUUCUGCAAUCUAAAUCUGUUGGUGGAGCAACAGACUCCUACUACUUUGAGGGUUGGUCAAUAUGGACUCCACUCACUGGAGAAGAAUUUGAUAGAAAGCUGGGUGACAUGAAAAGAACCACGGAACAUCUCAUUGAGAAACUUUGUUCACCUCUGCUAAACAUUGAAGAUGCUACUGAAGGUGAUCUUGUAACAUUGAAAGUGGAGGUUAAGCCUGGUAAAGAUACACAUCAGCUAGAAUAUGGAGAUGAAGUACUAUGGGAGGAUGAGGACUCUUCUCUAUCUUCAGCGAUUCUAUACUUUGAUGGAGAUGUUCCGUCACUUGCUGUUAUAAAUACAAAGAGUACUGGUAAGGAAGGUACAGGCUAUAGAUACCAUGAUGGUAAGAAGUGGAAGAAGAGUGACGAGAGUGACUGCAGAAGGCUUUUGAAUAUGCUAAAGAUAAAGUAUAAUCCGGAGCAAUAA